This is a messenger RNA of Pneumocystis murina B123, 285 nucleotides long. RefSeq lists its product as hypothetical. The record is from RefSeq and is a predicted model, not a curated record. Bases 1 to 234 code for a protein of 77 amino acids. Lineage: Eukaryota; Fungi; Ascomycota; Pneumocystomycetes; Pneumocystales; Pneumocystaceae. The transcript has 4 exons.
AUGUUUGAAUUAUUCCAUUUUGGCAGGUAUCCUUCCGCAUCAAAUCUAGUAAUUCAAAAAGAUCUCUAUUUCUUAAAAGAUUCAAAUACUGAUAGUGACCCUUUUAUUUAUAUAGAUUCUAAAGAGGAUAGAAUAGAAACUAUUUCAAAAAAAAUAAAUACAUAUGCUAGUAAUGAAAGAAAUUCUUGUAUAAAUACUCUAGAAGAGCCCAUUUACGUGACAAUUGUAUUUUAGAAUCUAUCAUGUUAUAAACUAAUAUAUAUAAAGUAUAAUAGUGUUAAAAUA